Molecule: messenger RNA, 1898 nt
Organism: Piliocolobus tephrosceles (Ugandan red Colobus)
Lineage: Eukaryota; Metazoa; Chordata; Mammalia; Primates; Cercopithecidae
Gene: STPG2
Product: sperm tail PG-rich repeat containing 2
Exons: 11
Coding region: 337-1740 (467 amino acids)
Source: RefSeq, a predicted model, not a curated record
GGGCGGAGUCAGGGCCGGAGGCACCAGGGCGAACGUCUAAUCCCUGAUCCCCAGUUUUGGUGGAGCGUUCCUGGCAAACUGAUGAUUGUAUGGGACGUCUAAUCUCUAGUUGCUCACCCCUCUACUUUACCACAGGGCUAGAAAUCGAUUUGAGGAAAUCUGAUACCAAUGAGCGGGCGGGAAGACAACCCCAAUGCUAAUUUCUCUAUUUACGGAAGUUCUGUCCCGGCCUCCUCAGACUGGUGUCGGCUUCCUUUUUCUCCACACCUGUAGCCGCCUUGUUUUUAUCGUUUUCGGCACCUGCCCUUCCCCAGCGCACCCACCACCCCGGGCACUAUGUAUGACCGGGCUCCCCGCCUGCUCAAAUUGGCUGAAGGUGGCAGCACUGAGGCCCAUGUGGGUCCUGGAUCCUACCAGGUACCUUUCCUGAAGCAGCAGACGACAGGUAGUUAUGCACCAUUUCUUUCUUUGACUGCCAGAGAAAGUACUUUUACCAUUGCCUCUAGCAUUGAGAAAGCUGUUCCAGGUCCAGGACACUAUAAUGUUUCAGAAGCACAGAAAAUUUCAAGAGCACCUGCACUUACCAGAAGUGUUGAUGUUCCUUCAAUUCCUUCUUGUGGAAAGUCAUAUGGUUAUCAUAUUAAUGAUGAUGGCAGUAUUAUAAAAUGUUUUCCACCUGCUAGUGACAGUACACUUGGUCCAGCGUAUUACAAACCUCAAUUUGAUGUUUCCAAUGCAACUUUGAAAUACAAAGGUAUACAUUUUGGCAACUCUUCAGGAAGACAGGAGUUACCUAAAAAGUCAGGUCCUGGUCCAGGAGAGUAUGAUAUAGUUCAGAAAAAGACAUCAUAUUAUGAAAAUGUUAACAUCCAGAGAGAUCAGCAACAAAAUUAUUGCUCAUUUGUCCCUCGACUAUAUGAAAUAAUAGUAUUGCAGGAGAAAAAAAAGAGAUUUUUACCUGUGAAAUCAAUCACGCCGGCUCCUGGCGCAUAUAAUGAACCUCGAACUGCUCUCAAGUCCUUGAAGAAAACAUCAGGACUGAAAAAUAUUCCAUUUGGUCAAAGUGCUGUUCGAUUCACACAGGACAUCAGGACAGAGGAAAUGCCAGGUCCUGGGUUUUAUAAUAUCUUGAACAAUACUAUAAUUGCCAGUGUUAGAAAUAUCUGCUCAAAGAAACAGAAGAAAAGUGCAUUUGGUUCUUCUGUUCCUCGGACUUUCUUCUUGGUUCAGAAAGAAGCUUCUGCUACCCCUGGGCCUGCCGAUUAUCAGGCAUGUUGGCAUUCACAGGGUGGUGGAAUUUCUGAUGAAUUACCUAACCUGACUAACAAAUAUGCUGCUUUCUUGUCAAGAGCCAAAAGAACUAUGAAAGUAUCAGAUAUGGUUACUCCAGCGCCAGGCAGCUAUGAUGUUCACAAAUCAUAUGAGAUGUCCCAAGUUAAGCAUAAAUAUAUGCCACCUCGUAGUUUAGUGGCUAAAAGAAAACAUGCCUCUUUUCUUAGUGCAACUCCUCGGUGCCUAGAAAAAAUGACUGAUGGGCCAGGUCCUGCAGCAUACAAUCCUGUUUUAAGGAAAUCUUGCCCCAUACCCUUAUUUGUGAAAGCAUCAAAGCGCUUUGAAGAGUCCAGAGAGAUUACUCCAGGCCCAGCAACAUAUGAGAUAUCCCAGGAGAAAAAGAAAGGAAAUCUCAUUGGUGAAAUGGCUGCUGAUAUAAUGUGGCAUAAAUAUAUAGCAAAAACUUAAAAAACAACUUCAUGGAAGUCAGUUUAUUUCUUAGUCAUUUUAACAAAAUUUAUUCCAAAUCUAGGAGUAAUAAAAGCAUAAUUUUCAAUUGUUCAGGCAUUUGCUCAGGCUUUAGUGACUAUAUGACACAACCACGGAGAAAUAAACCAUGUUAAGAC